GGGCGGCAAGGGGGCGGGGUCGCUGGCUGUGGCUCUUCGCGCACAUAGCUAGGCUUCGUCUUGUUUUUGUUGUUGUUAUCCUCAGUGCUGCUGCCUCGGACGAGGGAACUCUUCGCUUGCGACAAGGCGCUUCCCCCCCGCCCCUCCUGUCGCUAUGUCCUCCCCUCAGGACUCGCCUCACCACAACAAUAACAACAACCUGCCACCUGAGGGAACGCCUACCGACCCGGGCCUUAACAGCUCCUGGGUAGAGCUGCAGAUGAAUGGAAAUGGCAACGACAAUGGCAAUGCAAAAAACGGGGGGCUGGAACAUGUUCCUUCUUCAUCUUCCAUUCAUAAUGGAGACAUGGAAAAGAUACUUCUAGAUGCUCAGCAUGAAUCAGGGCAGAGCAGUUCGAGGGGUAGUUCUCACUGUGACAGCCCUUCUCCUCAAGAAGAUGGGCAGAUAAUGUUUGAUGUGGAAAUGCAUACAAGUAAAGACAAUAGUUCUCAGUCUGAAGAGGAAGCAGUAGAAGGAGAAAAGGAGGUGGAAGUUUUAAAGAAAAGUGCUGACUGGGUAUCCGAUUGGUCAAGUCGACCUGAAAACAUUCCUCCCAAGGAGUUUCACUUCAGACAUCCUAAACGAGCAGUAUCUUUAAGUAUGAGGAAGAGUGGAGCUAUGAAGAAAGGUGGCAUUUUCUCAGCUGAGUUUCUAAAGGUUUUCAUUCCAUCUCUGUUCAUAUCUCAUGUUUUGGCUUUGGGACUAGGCAUCUACAUUGGGAAACGACUGACUGCACCUUCAGCCAGCACAUAUUGAAAGAAGCAGUGCACAAGCCCUGGAAAUCCUUGUGGUGUGUGAAGGUGUUGAUGUCACACUAGUACAUUUGAACUUGACAAUUUUGAGCAUGACCCUUCCCAGCCUCCACCUUGUCUUUACAUAUCCAGGUUCCAGUAACUCUUGGAAUUCAGUAUUGUAUUGGAACUCUGUGGGGGUAUUUCACUAGUUUCCCCUCUCCCUUUUCCCAGCCCGUCCCCACACCCUGCAAGACACAUCAGAAUUGCCUAACAGAGUUUACAAUUGCCUAUACGUUGCAAGGGCUUCUUUCAGUGCAAAAUGCCACCAGCAAAUUAUAAUUUUAUCAGUGAAGCUGUUGCCUCCUCUCUACUGCAGCAAGAACUAAUCUGCACAGUGUAUGAUAUGAAUGAACUGUUUAUAACAAUCUCCAGUCUCUUUAAAAGAAACUGAGAAUUAACUGAAGUUGGUUGUAAAACAAAGUCAUUGGCAGUUUAAAAAAAAUGUAGCUUAUUCUACAACUUUUGGCUAAAUGUUUUCAGUCUUCAGGAGGCAAAAAACCGACAAAAAAUCAAAGGAUAAACAUGGAUUCAUCAGCAACUUUUAAUACUGAAUAAUUGUCACUAUCUUGUCUUUUCUAUGAAGAAGUGAGUUUAUUUCUGGUUCAAAAAAACCCUUUCCAACAUCUA
Messenger RNA from Gekko japonicus, 1461 nucleotides. It is a transcript of the gene BNIP3L, whose product is annotated as BCL2/adenovirus E1B 19kDa interacting protein 3-like. Gene Ontology annotation, cellular component: mitochondrial outer membrane; mitochondrial envelope; nucleus. NCBI's taxonomy places the organism in Eukaryota, Metazoa, Chordata, Lepidosauria, Squamata, Gekkonidae. The record is from RefSeq and is a predicted model, not a curated record. The coding region runs from base 155 to 796 and encodes 213 amino acids. Gene Ontology annotation, biological process: defense response to virus; positive regulation of apoptotic process; mitochondrial outer membrane permeabilization. The transcript is spliced from 6 exons.